AUGUCUCUUGGUGGUGUGAUAAUAAAUCAUUCACUUAAUUCAGCACCAAAUCCACUCUUAGCUGGAGGAAAAAAAACCAAGCCACAAACUUAUUCCCACCGCUCAUUUAUCGCAUUUGUCACUCUAGAAACAUUUCCGUUUAUUGCUAAAGUAUUCACGUUCUGCGGAAUAGCGAAGGCAAAAGUAAAUUUCGGUGCUGAAUUUCUAAUUUAA
Messenger RNA from Clunio marinus, 213 nucleotides. Lineage: Eukaryota; Metazoa; Arthropoda; Insecta; Diptera; Chironomidae. The record is from the annotation of a GenBank genome assembly.